Ectocarpus siliculosus is the source of this 1536-nucleotide messenger RNA. The record is from the annotation of a GenBank genome assembly. NCBI's taxonomy places the organism in Eukaryota, Phaeophyceae, Ectocarpales, Ectocarpaceae.
CUCCGUGCCUUCGUGAAACACGCAUAACAUGUCGCGACCCAUGGAUGAGGAGGAGCCCAGUCUGCUCUUGAUAAUUCUGGACGCAUCCUCUGCCUUCUGGACAAAGCGAGAAGCUGUCCGGCGAAGACAGAAGGAGCGACCGGAGUCAGGCGAGGUGAAGCUGUCGUCCUUCCAAGACACGGUCGAGGCUACUCUCAUGUUCGUUGAGAGCUACCUCAUGAUGCACCGACGAAACGAGGUGUGCUUCGUCGCCUGCACCGCACGGGAAAGCACCAUCAUCUUCCCUACCCCCGCCAUGGAGCGGGAACAGCGAACGCUUGGCAGGGGUUCCGUGAGCACCAAGGAGUUCCAAGACUGCCUGUGGGACGGGCUAGGCCGAGUAGUUGAGAGGGGCCACGCGGCAGACGAGGCGGGUGGAGGAGACGAGGGGUGCGCUCUGGCGGGAAGCCUGUCGAAGGGCCUGUGCUACAUUAACCGAAAAAUGCGCGAGUCCUCGUCGAUCCAGGCGCGGGCUUUGGUCCUGUCGGGAUCACCGGACGUUCCGGAGACGUACAACUCGGUCAUGAACGCGAUCUUCUCGGCGCAGAAGGCCGGGGUCCUCGUGGACUGCGCCGUACUAGGAGAAUCGUCCACGUUCCUUCAGCAAGCGGCCUACCUCACGGGUAAGGGGGCGCGAAAAACAACAGGCACAGGCAUGUAGCGCUUGACAUGUUCAAGGGGUAGGUUCGCUUGAAAAUCGGGGCUUGGCCGCUCAUCUCUCACAGAUCUGUGACCACCUUGUUUUUCUGAUACCGAGAGUUUCAAUCCAUCUUUCGUAGAGGCCAUUUCCGGGUGGAAAUUUCUCCUGUUUGUGUCGUACUUGUUCUCGAGAGCGUUUGGACUGCUCCGGAUCUGCGAACGUUAUUAUUUUUGCGCUGGCGUCGAAUGACUUGGAAAUCAUUUUCACAGUGCCCGGCGGACCCUUCAAUGGUUAGAGGCCAGAAGCUAUCGAUAAGUUUCCGUGAUUUGUGCAUAUACGAUAAGAUAUGGAGUAAUGAUGACGACAACACGCCGGCUGACCGCGUAGAAACAUGAUACCCCUCCAUCCCAGUGCGUUGGGACCUGUGCGAGGCCCCUCCGUUGACGGGUGUGCGGAUGUUCUUAUGGAUACAUGAACCCUCUUCUUCCCCCGAUUGCCGCGCAAUGGACGGUUUUGAACGCUGCCAUUGUUCCAUUUUUCAUGUCUUACCAGGUGGGCUGUACCUGGAACACCAAGGAGUGGGCCUCGCGCAGUAUAUGUUUGCCACCUUCUUACCGAGUCAGAGCUGCCGCAAAUAUCUCAAGCUUCGCACGCAGCAGAGCGUAGACUUCAGGGCGGCGUGCUUCUGCCACAAGCGCGUCGUAGACAUCGCUUACGUGUGCUCGGUGUGCCUGUCUGUGUUUUGUGAGUUCUCGCCAGUGUGCACGACAUGUGGCACGCGGGCUUGGCCGAAGAAGAUCAAGCGGGGCAGGCACAAGGCUCUUGCAGGGACGACUGUUGCCAAUGGUCGUUCAUGA